GCACCUGUCAUUAGCAUAGUGUUUUGGCAGUUUGCUUACUCGUUGAAACUUUAGAAAAAAAGACGAAACUGUUCAAUAUAAACGUUAAUUUAAAGAUUAAAUGACGUAAUGGAUCGAGACAGGAGUAAAGAUGCGUCCGAAGGUAUUGCACCUAUGGGAAUACAGGCAUUAAAUGAAACAGUGCUAAGUAAUCAGCCGGAGUCUCGUUAUGAAUGUCCUGUGUGCCUAAACUGGCUUCGAGACCCAGUCAUAACAACCUGUGGUCAUAAGUUUUGCAAGAGCUGUAUAACUUCAUGGUUACAGAACAGUGGCCACUGCCCCAUAGAUAACAUAAACUUGAGUAUGAAGGUGGAUAUAUUCCCAGACAAUUACACUAAAAGGGAGAUACAAGAACAAAGAAUGAACUGCCCAUUCUCUACUAAAGGUUGCACAGUAAAAGUAACACCACUAGAUUUAGACGCUCACAUAGCGUCGUGCGAGUUCAAUCGUCCAGAAACCUCGACACAGCCAGAGAUCAGAGUACCUUGUUCUUUCCAAACUGUUGGCUGCAAGGAGACCUUCGAUAGCCAGGAGGAUAUGAACCACCAUGCUGAGACUGAUGUCCAGAAACAUAUGAGCCUUCUAAUGAAUGCCUAUUCAGAAAUGAAGAUCAACAACGACAUGUCGAACGCAAGUAUUGACGCUAAGGAACAGGAGGCCAUGACACUCUGGGAAGCGCCCGAUAAGGACGGCAACCAGGCGGCGUCUGCGCCACUUAAUAACACCAGUGCACUUAUAAGGGCCCUGUACGAAAGAGUAGUAGUACUAGAACAAAGGAAUCGUGAACAAGAUAUAGUGAUAGCCAACAUGUCCAAGCAAUUAUCAGCCUUUGCAGUAGCCAAGAUGAAACAAAAUAAUGACAUGUUCCUCCGAUACUGUAUGGGCAACUAUGUGUGGAGGAUUGACAACUUCAAAGCAAGACUUGAUGCUAUGUUGAGGGAUCAUUACAAAAUGUUGUACAGCCCUGGGUUUUAUACGUCGCCUAAUGGAUACAGAUUCUGCGUUCGCCUCAACAUAUCACCUCAAAACCCUCAUUGCUUCGCCCUCCACGUGCACUUGAUGAAAACAGAAAACGAUGACUGUCUCGACUGGCCGUUCAAUGGGCGCAUUUCCUUCGCAAUGAUCAACCAGUACAACCCUGAACUGACUCAGAAGGACACUAUGAUGUCCAACUCCUCACUCAUAGCCUUUAGGAAGCCCUCAGCAGAGAUCUGCGUUCGAGGGUUUGGGUAUACAGAAUAUGCUGUAGUCAGUGACGUCAUCAGGAAUGGCUUUGUCAAGGAUGAUGUGCUUAUAUUUAGAGUGUCUAUCCGCUGUGUAUGACAAGAGGAGUAAGUUUAUUGUUUGUUAUUUUAUCUCCUUUUGUUUUUAUUUAGGAUUGUGCAAAAUGGUCUUCUUUUCAUUUUGUGGAUGUCUAUGAAUAUAUAUCCUCGUACGUAAACCGCACAGACUUUACACGGCCGACGUAUCUUGGCGAGUCUGAAGUUAGCCGUUUGUCUGCGUAAUGGAUCUUUUAGGCACAAAAUUGUAUACUGCGCAGCUAAUCGGCUAACUUCACACUCGCCAAGAUACGUUGACGGUAUUGUAUAUCCUCGUACCUAAAUCUUAAAUUUAUAAAAAACUUUUCCAGUUAAUCGUUUUAUUUAUUGAUAUUAACGACUUACGUAAAUCAAAUGUGAAAAGAUCACUAGUUUGAAGGCAUUACGUUUGUUUGAGUCUGUUGUGCGAAGUGGCCGCGAUGCGAAUCUCAUUAAUAAGAGUCCCGUUCUGACUUGACUGAAAACUAGUAUGUAGAGUUUUCCUCAGUAAAUUCACGUGUGUAAAUCGUUUGUUUCAAUAAAUUUAGUAUGUCUCUAACUAAAUGUAUUAAAUGAUAGUUAAUAUUUAUUGUUAUAUAGGAAAAUUGACCUUAUCUCCAUCAUAGUUUUAUCUUAAUGCUAAAAUUACUUGCAUUCUCAUUUGAAGUCCAUUUUACACAGGUUUAAAGUUAUUGGCCAUGUAUGUACUUAAGUGAAAAGUAAGUAGUAUAAAUGUGUCAGCUUAAAAGAUUAAAAAUAUAAUUUAAAACAUUGUACUAUAGACUGUCUAAAUCUACAUUCCGUCCAAGACUUCCAAAGUAUUUUUUUUUUGUUUGUCCCACCUUUUUAUUUAAUGAACAAAAUACAGUAUUAAUUUUUUAACCUCUCUUGGGUGUUUUAAUGUAUGAGAGGUGCCUAUUAUAUAGAUCUAAUAAUUUUAUUAAUUAGGAAUCUCCAUUGUAAAAACUGUAUCAAAGAUUAAGAUAAUAUAUGUAAGUACCUAUAGUUAUUUAAAAUUUACAAAUAUGAUGUGGAGUCAUUCCGUCCAUGCCCCAGAGAUAUAUUAAUAUUAUACAAUUAUACAAAAAGUUAAAAUAAGUAUUUACUAUAGUUAACUUUAAACAUAGAAUAAUAGAAAUAUUUGUAAAAAAUAAAUGUGUUAGUAACAAUUUGACAACAGAAAACUAAAACUUAAUACAAUGAAAAUAAGAGUUAUAAUUAAAUUAAAUUAUACCUCUUAUAUUUUUAUUAGUGUCUAAUCAUUAUUAGUGUCUCAUAAGAUCUUUAUUUCCACGUAAUAUGUACUUACAUUCCACUUUUUGAUAAUCUGUAGAUUGUACACAUUAUUAUUAUUUUCUAAAAAGCAUUAUUUGACUUCAGACUGUUGGUGCUCAUUUAAGUAUUCUAAAUAUAUUUUAUUUUAUUUGU
Molecule: messenger RNA, 2765 nt
Organism: Spodoptera exigua (beet armyworm)
Lineage: Eukaryota; Metazoa; Arthropoda; Insecta; Lepidoptera; Noctuidae
Source: the annotation of a GenBank genome assembly